UGGAAAGCCUAAAUUCCCUUCAAGAGAGCUACCAGACUUUUCCCUGUGAAGUACUGCUCCGUGCUCCGGCGAGUCAGGAGAGCAGACGGACCACCGGAGGAAGACACAGACGCCAAGGCGAUGCCGCGCGACGGAAACAGCUCGACAGAGGGGGCGCUCACUCUUCCUCACCCCUUCCUCUCCCGCCUGUCCCCCAGCGCCGAUGUCGGCAUUGCUGUCUACCUCUCCCUGACUGGUGUGCUGUCAGUGGCAGGUAACGGAGUGGUGUUGACUGUGUUCAGUCGGAAGCGCAGCCACCUCAGGCCACAGGAACUCAUGGCCAUGAACCUGGCUGUCUGUGACUUUGGAUAUUCCCUGUUGGGGGCGCCCUUUCUCAUCUCUUCCAGCCUGGCCCAUAGCUGGAUGUGGGGUCAUGCCGGGUGCGUGUGGUAUGGGGUGCAGGGCUUUGUGUUUGGGAUCGGCAGCCUCAUCACCACCGCGCUCAUCAGUCUGGACCGCUGCCUCAAGAUCUGCAGCAUCCGCUACGGCCAGUGGGUAGAGCGCAGGCACAUCGGGCUGUUGAUUGUGGGUGUGUGGCUCUACACUGUCACCUGGGCCUUGCUGCCAGUGUUCGGGUUUGGCAGUUAUGGACCAGAGCCAUUUGGAACCAGCUGUACUAUAGACUGGUGGAGGAUGCGUUUCUCCCGCACUGACAGGCUGUACGUGUGUCUGAUCAUGACGCUGUGUUUCGGGCUAUCCACCCUCACCAUCGCAGGGUCAUACCUUGCCAUCCUGAUACAGGUGCGCCGCUCUGGGCGCUCGUUGGCAGCGAUUCCCUCUUCUGCUGUCACUCAUUUCAGUAAGGAGAUGAGACUGACUAAGAUCGCUGCAGUCAUUUGCUCCACCUUCCUCCUGGCCUGGACUCCCUACGUCAUUGUGUCCCUUUACUCUGCUCUUGGAGGAAUCAAAGGAAGGAGUGAGGGAGAAGGAAGAGGAGCAGGUGGCUUCUCAAACUCCACAGAACAGGCAGAGUCCUGGAGCUGGGGAACCGAGUAUGGCAACUGGACAUCGGAUUCACACUGGAGAACCAGUCCGAGCUAUGGAUCAGAUGCAGGCCUGAGCUCACUGCCUCCAGAGGUGUCUGUGAUCCCGGCGCUCCUCGCCAAGUCCCACUGCGUGAUCAAUCCCUUCAUCUACCAGGCGAUGAGCAAGGAAUUCAGGGCCGACGUGUCCGAUCUGCUCCUGGGGGGAAGGAGGAGGAGGAAGAGAAGGAUCAGGAGCCGAGGGAGAGAGGGAAGGGAGGAGAGCGGAUCAGAGAGAGCUGGAGGUGAGGAGAGUUGACACAACCAGAAUGAAUUGUGAAUGUAGUCUGUUUCUCUCUAUCUUUACACUGGACUUAA
Molecule: messenger RNA, 1379 nt
Organism: Lepisosteus oculatus (spotted gar)
Lineage: Eukaryota; Metazoa; Chordata; Actinopteri; Semionotiformes; Lepisosteidae
Source: RefSeq, a predicted model, not a curated record